This is a messenger RNA of Aspergillus mulundensis, 918 nucleotides long. RefSeq lists its product as uncharacterized. Bases 1 to 918 code for a protein of 305 amino acids. The transcript has a single exon. The record is from RefSeq and is a predicted model, not a curated record. Gene Ontology annotation, molecular function: S-adenosylmethionine-dependent methyltransferase activity. Lineage: Eukaryota; Fungi; Ascomycota; Eurotiomycetes; Eurotiales; Aspergillaceae.
AUGGCCAACACCGAGAAGACCUUCCGCGACUACACAGCCGACCAAGGCAAAAACUACGCGCUCAACCGGCUCGACUACCACCAAGAUCUCUACAACCUGAUCGUCUCCCACCACACCUCAACAGGCGGACAACUCGAUGCCCUCAUCGACGUCGGCACCGGUCCCGGAAAUGUCGCAUCAAACCUCAGUAAGCACUUCGCACACACUACGGGACUCGAUCCAUCCGAGGGUAUGAUUGCAACCGCCCGCUCUCUCAACUCCGAUCGCGGGGCCGACGGUGGCAAGCUCCGCUUCGAGGUCUCCACAGCCGAGGAUCUAGGCUCCAACCUCAACCCGCCUAUCGCAGACGCCUCGAUCGAUUUGAUUGUCGCUGCCACAGCGGCGCAUUGGUUCGACAUGCCUGCUUUCUGGCGCAGCGCAGCGCGUGUCCUCAAGCCAGGCGGGAGCGUUGCGAUCUGGGGCAGCGGGAACUUGCACACUUCGCCGGGCACGCCUAAUUGGGAGAAGAUCCAGCAGCGGAUUGACGAGUUUGAGGCAAUGAUCCGGCCGUAUUUCCUCCCUGGGAAUGUGCUGACAAGGGGGCUUUACAAGGAGCUUGGGCUGCCGUGGACGGUUGAGCCGCCUGUUGAGGGGUUCGACAAGAAUCAGUUCUUCAGAAGGGACUGGGAUACAACGGAGAAGUUCCUGGCGCUGGGGGCUCCUGAGCUUUCCGUGGCUGCUCUUGAGAAGAUGUUGGGGACUAUGAGUCCUGUUACGAGGUGGCGGGAGGACCACCCCGACGCCACGGGGGAGAAGGACGUCGUGAGGGUUUUUAGGAGGGAUGUUGAGAGGUUGUUGAGGGAAGGCGGGAUGGAAGAGGGGAAGGAGAAGGUCCAGGGGUCUGCACAGGGGUUCUUGCUCAUUGUGAAAAAGAUCUAA